AUGUCACGGUUCAUGACGCUCACACUGUCUUCCUCUAGUCUGCCCGCCGUUGUGCCCUCUCAGCUUUCAAGAUGGAGUCGAGCCUACGCCUCUGCCUCUGAAGAGAAGGAUCUGGUCAUCAUUGGUGGCGGUGUUGCUGGCUAUGUCGCUGCUAUCAAGGCUGGCCAAGAGGGCAUGAAGGUCGCCUGCAUUGAGAAGCGCGGCACCCUCGGCGGAACCUGUCUUAACGUCGGCUGCAUUCCCUCCAAAGCACUUCUCAACAACUCUCACCUCUACCAUACCAUCAAGCACGACACCAAAAACCGCGGAAUCGACGUCGCCGACGUCAAGUUGAACUUGGAGCAGUUCAUGAAGGCCAAGGACACUGCAGUUGGUGGCCUAACCAAGGGCGUCGAGUUCCUCUUCAAGAAAAACGGUGUUGAGUACAUCAAGGGCUCUGGCUCUUUCGUCAACGAGAACGAGAUCAAGGUCGACCUGAAUGACGGCGGCGAGACGUCGGUUCGCGGAAAGAAUAUCCUGAUUGCCACUGGAAGUGAGGCGACUCCCUUCCCCGGCUUGGAGAUUGAUGAGAAGCGUGUGGUCACCAGCACCGGCGCGCUUGCCCUGGAAAAGAUACCCGAGUCUCUUGUCGUUAUUGGAGGUGGCAUUAUUGGUUUGGAGAUGGCUUCUGUGUGGUCCCGACUGGGAAGCAAGGUGACAGUUGUCGAGUUUCUCAACCAGAUCGGUGGCCCCGGAAUGGACGCCGAGAUCUCAAAGAGCACUCAGAAGAUCUUGAAGAAGCAGGGUAUCAACUUCAAGACCAGCACCAAAGUCGUGGGCGGUGACAAGAGCGGCGACAAUGUGAAAUUGGAGGUUGACGCUGCCAAAGGUGGCAAGCCCGAGACCAUCGACGCUGAAGUUGUCCUUGUCGCCAUUGGCCGUAGGCCGUACACCGGAGGUCUUGGCCUCGAGAACAUCGGCCUGGAGGUGGAUGAGCGAGGACGCGUCAUCAUCGAUUCCGAAUACCGCACCAAGAUCCCCCACAUCCGCUGUGUGGGCGACGCAACCUUCGGGCCCAUGCUUGCGCACAAGGCUGAGGAAGAGGCUGUUGCCGUGGUCGAGUACAUCAAGAAAGGCUACGGUCACGUCAACUAUGGUGUCAUCCCUUCCGUCAUGUACACGUAUCCCGAGGUUGCCUGGGUCGGUCAGAGCGAGCAGGAUCUGAAGUCCCAGAACAUCCCUUACCGGGUCGGUUCCUUCCCAUUCAGUGCCAACUCUCGCGCCAAGACCAACAUGGACACUGAGGGCAUGGUCAAGAUGCUUGCCGACCCUGAAACCGACAGGCUCCUUGGAGUGCACAUCGUUGGGCCUAAUGCGGGCGAGAUGAUUGCGGAGGCUACGCUGGCUCUUGAGUAUGGAGCGUCCAGCGAGGAUAUCGCACGUACCUGCCAUGCCCAUCCCACUCUUGCUGAGGCCUUCAAGGAGGCUGCUAUGGCCACCUACUCAAAGCCUAUCCACAUGUAG
This is a messenger RNA of Colletotrichum chrysophilum, 1503 nucleotides long. It is a transcript of the gene DLD1, whose product is annotated as D-lactate ferricytochrome c oxidoreductase. Gene Ontology annotation, molecular function: dihydrolipoyl dehydrogenase (NADH) activity; flavin adenine dinucleotide binding. The transcript is spliced from 4 exons. Gene Ontology annotation, cellular component: mitochondrion; oxoglutarate dehydrogenase complex. The record is from RefSeq and is a predicted model, not a curated record. NCBI's taxonomy places the organism in Eukaryota, Fungi, Ascomycota, Sordariomycetes, Glomerellales, Glomerellaceae. Bases 1 to 1503 code for a protein of 500 amino acids.